Prorocentrum cordatum is the source of this 1095-nucleotide messenger RNA. NCBI's taxonomy places the organism in Eukaryota, Dinophyceae, Prorocentrales, Prorocentraceae. The record is from the annotation of a GenBank genome assembly.
AUGGCUCUGAGGAGGACAGGCGACUCGAUGGAGCCCGUCCGGAACACCAUGGUCGAAGUGGACCUGCGCCACGGCGACAUCCUCACCAUGGAGGGGCUCUGUCAGAAGCACUGCGUGCACUUCGUGCCCUGCGACGCGAGGUUCACGCCCCCUUCCUUCGCGGAGCCGUCCGAGCAGAGGUCGCCUGGCGAGCCUGCGGUGCAUCCGCGCGAGAGCGUGAGGAUCAACGUCACCUUCCGAUGGAUACGCAACCACAAGCAGCGCUGCAGGCUGAGGGAGACGCAGGCCCUGCACGGGAUCCUCCCGCUGUUCUGCGAGCAGGCCCUCGAGCCGGAGGAGGCCACCGCCGCGUCCUCGCAGCCGCCGCCGCACGCCCGAGACUGGGCGGGCGGGCGCCCGGUGCUGUGGAGGAGCUGCGAGGGCUGCGACCACGACGGGUGGAGGGGCGGCCGGAACUGCCUGCGGCACGAGGGCUGGUGGCUCUGCCGCCGUUGCUGGGCGCGCGCUCAGGAGCUGGGGCGCGAUGGGCUGCACGAGCUGCCGACGGAUCCUGCGGCGGCGGCCGAGCGCAAGAGGCUGCGCCAGCUGAGGGCCCUGGAGGCCAAGGGGGUGCUUGGGCCGCCCGCCACAGGAGCGGGCCCGGUCGACAGCGGCGAGGCGGUGGGCGGCGACGAGGGCGCCGCGGGCGUCCGCGCGGCGCCGGGCCCCGCGGGCGAAAGCCUCUACAGCCAUUGGGCGUGCCCCCAGUGCGCCGAGGGGAACUGGGCCUGCCGUGAGGCCUGCCGCGGCUGCGGGGCGCCGCGGCCACGAGGGCCCGGCCUCGCGCAGCUGCUCGGCUGGCCCCAGGCGCAGCAGCGGCGGCAGCAGCCUGCCUCUGGGGGCAGCGCAGGCCCCUGGCCAGCUGGCGGCGUCCCUCCGAGCGCUUGGCAGGGCGCCGCCCCCUCGGCGCACACCGGGCUCGGCGGCAGCUGUGACCCCGGCUGGGGGCAGAGCGGCGCCUGCGCCGUCAGCCUGUAUUGCAGUGCUCAGGGUCACCACAAGAGCGCGGAGGAGCAGUGGAGGGAGAUGUACUUCCCGGACGGCGUCUACCAGUAG